GAAAUGGAUGGGAUAUGUCAAUUUAUCAAGCAAGCACCAGUGACUCUUACACCAUGGUAAUGCGCACUUUAAAACAGUAGGUGGUGGUGUAGCAAUAUGUUGUGUCGUGAGCGAAGAAGACCACAAACAAACAUGGCGACCGCCGGGGACAACUCGAGGGUUCCUCGGACAGGCUGGGUGUACAGAGAGGUGAAGGAGCCAGAGAGUGUGUCAGACCACAUGUACCGCAUGGCCCUCAUGUCUCUCACCAUCACUGACCCCACGGUGGACAAGGACAGGUGCAUGAAGCUGUCUCUAGUCCAUGACAUGGCCGAGUGCAUCGUGGGAGACAUCGCCCCGCUGGACAACGUCAGUAAAGCUGAGAAACACAGGCGAGAGGAGGCAGCCAUGAGGCAGCUGAUAAGUUUCACUCCAGGCAGCGUUGGACAGGAGUUGUAUGGCCUGUGGGAGGAGUACGAAAACCAGAGCAGCCCCGAGGCCAGGCUGGUGAAAGAGUUUGACCGCCUGGAGAUGAUCCUGCAGGCUCACGAGUAUGAGGAGUUGGAGGGAACGCCGGGAAGGUUGCAGGAGUUUUUCGACUCCACUGAAGGUCAUUUCCAGCACCCGGAUGUGCUUCAGCUCGUCAGCUCUUUGAACGACGAAAGGAAAAGUCAUAUGACACGUUCAGCAAAUAUCUCUGGGAAGUCGCAGCCGCAAGCUUCUUUACAUGCUUCGUGACAUAAAACUAAAAGGUGGGGGCACAUAAUGCACACAUACAAUUCCAUUAAAAAAAAAAAGUUAAA
Molecule: messenger RNA, 782 nt
Organism: Entelurus aequoreus (snake pipefish)
Lineage: Eukaryota; Metazoa; Chordata; Actinopteri; Syngnathiformes; Syngnathidae
Product: 5'-deoxynucleotidase HDDC2-like
Exons: 6
Coding region: 97-717 (206 amino acids)
Cellular component (GO): cytoplasm
Molecular function (GO): 5'-deoxynucleotidase activity
Source: RefSeq, a predicted model, not a curated record